AUGGAGAAGCGUUUGAUUAAUGAAUCUUUGAAAAUACCGGUCUCUAUCCUCCCUUGGUUGAGGCAAUUACUGGAUUGCCAUGAAACCCUUCUUCUAUCUAGACGCCGCACAAUCUCUCUUCCCUCUCAUCACAGACGCCGCAUCACACAGACCCUCCCUCUGACGCCACCUCAGCCUCUCAUCACGAUUUCGGGUUGGAAAUCGAAGGCUCAAUCAAGGCUGCUAGGCAAUUUGAUUCGGGUUCCCAUUGCUAUUGGAGGCCCCGGACUGGCACCUGGUGUUUGGUUCUGCAAGGAUCUUCCGAGUGGUGGUCUUGCCAAUGUUGCUGCAACUAUGAUCAAUCUGCAUGGAUUUGAGGCCCCUGCUGACUAUGAGCCGUCCCUCAUUGAAGUUGUUGAUAACUAGGAAAUACAAGGCAACAUAGGGAAAAGAAUUCUCACUUGUUGAAGGAAAACUGAAAUUAGGAGAGAAUGUAGUCGUGCUUUCAUUGAUAAUAGAUGCCUCUUUAUAUAGAGGAUUACAAGCAUAGAGAUAGAGUUGUACAUGGAAACAUAAUCGUACAUUGAUUGGAUA
Messenger RNA from Rosa rugosa (rugosa rose), 573 nucleotides. RefSeq names its product 2,3-bisphosphoglycerate-independent phosphoglycerate mutase-like. The record is from RefSeq and is a predicted model, not a curated record. The transcript has 3 exons. Bases 1 to 405 code for a protein of 134 amino acids. Gene Ontology annotation, molecular function: manganese ion binding. Gene Ontology annotation, biological process: glucose catabolic process. Lineage: Eukaryota; Viridiplantae; Streptophyta; Magnoliopsida; Rosales; Rosaceae.